UUCGAUAAACAUAUCGAUGAAUGCGUAAAAAUAGUUUACCAAGAUAAUAGCGUUUUAUUCCAAUUUGAAACAGUUCUAAACACAAAAUUAAAGCGCCAAGCGCAUUGUUAAAGCAUCAAUAAUUAGCCAAACAAAAACAAUGACCAGAUCCAGUAUCGAAUUGGGCGACGUAACGCCACACAACAUCAAGCAACUGAAGAAGCUCAACACUGUCGUCUUCCCCGUUAGCUACAAUGACAAAUUCUACGUGGACGUGCUGGAAGCCGGCGAACUGGCCAAGCUUGCCUACUACAACGAUAUUGUUGUUGGCGCCGUCUGCUGUCGCAUCGAUACGACGGACAAUCAACGUCGCCUCUACAUCAUGACCUUGGGCUGUUUAUCGCCAUAUCGACGACUGGGCAUCGGCACCGUCAUGUUCGAGCACAUACUCAACUAUGCCGAAAAGGAUGGCAAUUUCGACAGCAUCUUUCUGCAUGUGCAAAUUAAUAAUGAUGGUGCCAUCGAGUUUUACAAGAGAUUUGGCUUUGAGAUUGUCGACACCAAAGAGCAAUAUUACAAACGCAUCGAGCCAGCGGAUGCGCAUGUCCUGCAGAAAACGCUGCGACGCAAAAAAUCCGAUUUGCACAAUCAUGCGCAUACCAACGGUGCUAUCAGCGACAAGAAGGAUCGUCGAACUUGAAUAGGGAUACGCAACACACACAACCAGUUGAUUGAUGUUCCUUAAUAUCCAACAAAACACACACCACACACACAACAUCCUCCACAACCACAGCGGCGACAACAGCAACAACAACAGGCGAAAGCAUCUUUCAUAUUUGAACAAAAAAUGAAGAAAAAAAAUCAUCAGUUUAGCAACAACUAUAACAACAACAAUACGAACUAGAACUAAAGUACGCCAAUUAAAUACGUUUAUAUGAAGUAAUAUUAUAUAUAUAUAUAGCCGUUAGAUAGACGACACAAUAUGUGUGUAUAUGUAUUGGGCGCUAAAUAAGCCGAACUGGCAAAUUAUGUUUUCAAUUAUUAAAUAAUAAAAAGCGAUUUGUAUCGCAAGGCAAUUAA
Drosophila grimshawi is the source of this 1059-nucleotide messenger RNA. It is a transcript of the gene san, whose product is annotated as probable N-acetyltransferase san. The record is from RefSeq and is a predicted model, not a curated record. Bases 140 to 679 code for a protein of 179 amino acids. Gene Ontology annotation, biological process: mitotic sister chromatid cohesion. Gene Ontology annotation, cellular component: NatA complex. NCBI's taxonomy places the organism in Eukaryota, Metazoa, Arthropoda, Insecta, Diptera, Drosophilidae. The transcript has 3 exons. Gene Ontology annotation, molecular function: acyltransferase activity, transferring groups other than amino-acyl groups.